Nelumbo nucifera (sacred lotus) is the source of this 861-nucleotide messenger RNA. RefSeq names its product universal stress protein A-like protein. The record is from RefSeq and is a predicted model, not a curated record. NCBI's taxonomy places the organism in Eukaryota, Viridiplantae, Streptophyta, Magnoliopsida, Proteales, Nelumbonaceae.
GGGUUGUAAGUCGUAAGAGAGCUUGGACUGAGAGUGGGAGAUGGAGACGACGAGUGAGACGCGAAUAGGAGGAGAGGAGGCUGCAAGGGAGGAGCAGCAGCAGCAACAACACGAGCGGCAGACGAUGAAGGUGAUCGUGGCGAUCGACGAGAGCGAAGGGAGCUUCUACGCGCUGAGGUGGGCCAUCGACAACAUCUUCACGUACGCCGUUGCUGCACCUGAUCAAUCGCUGGAGCUCAGCAAGAUUUACCUGCUUCACGUCCAGCAGCCUUUCCAACACUACAUUUUCCCCUCUGGACCAGCUGUUUAUGCAACCUCUGCAGUGUUGGACUCUGUUAAGAAAGCCCAAGAACAGAACUCUGCAACGCUACUUGCUCGUGCAUUACAAAUAUGCAAAGAAAGGAUGGCUUGUGACACAACUGGAGUUCUAAAUCCCGUGCAGAUAAAAGCUGAAACGAUAAUUCUUGACGGAGACCCCAAGGAUGUGAUUUGUCAGGCUGCAGAGCAGAUUCAUGCUGAUUAUGUAAUUGUAGGGAGCCGUGGGCUUGGCAAAAUCAAGAGGGCAUUUCUUGGGAGUGUUAGCGAUUAUUGUGCUCAUCAUGUAAAGUGCCCAGUCCUCAUUGUGAAGCCAACAAAGUGACGGGUCUGAAGUCUAAUUAAUAAUUCUAAUAACGAUCAUGGCUCCCAUGGAGUUCAUGAUGUAUUUAAUGGUGCAGUCUAUUUGUAAUAAGGAUGCAUUUGUGUUUCAACUCUUGCUUCUGUUGUUUUAAUAUGAACUCUCCCUCCCUCUCUCUCUCAUGGAGUUUAUGAUGUAUUAAUGCAUGUCUGCAUUGUAUGCAUACUUGCAUAUAUGCAUGUAAA